AUGCAAUUUUCCUCCCUCAAAAACUACGUGUUCUCUUUAGUUCACAAACUGCAACGCAUGUUCAGGACGUCGUCCGAUUCUCAGGCAUACCUGUACCCCGAACUCUACUUUGGGAGCCAUCUGGCACCCAAAAGAGGAGAUGACGGCGUUGCGCGUGGUGAGGGCAUCUCUUAUGAAGAAACUACAUUUGGCGACGUCAGAAAGUGGAUCCCUCCUGCUGGAACUCAGAGACCCCAAUGGAUGACUACAUUACCUCUAUUUCGAACGACUCGCAGGAGACACAGACGAUUCCACAAGUCCGAGGUGCCAGAGCAAAUUCAAUCUGACGCUGAGUUACCGCCUUCGAGUACAACAAGUUUGCAUCAUCCGAGUUCGCCUCAAAAUUCCCACAGACAACUAUCGAGCAACACCUCCUCAAGCUCGCCCCAUUUGUCUUCAUGUCAUUAUUUAUUAAAGGAAGGGGAUGCUCUUGAUACUGUUACAUGCGCCAGAAACGGUCCGCGCCGCAGCGAAGUAUGCAUGCGCUCACUUGAUUUCAAAAGCGAAGCAACUGGUGACUCAACAAAUGUGACCCAAGAGCAACCAUCCGUGUACCAAAUCGCGGUGCUCGCAAACACCUUGCACGGACUGCAAUCGCAAUACCAUUUAUGGGACGCCAAUCGCUACCAUUUCUCGGGCAUGCUUUACACCAUUCUCAAGGAGCUUUAUCAUCCGCGUGAAACUGUUAUGCGGGUCCGUGAUGGAAUCUGGAAGCGCACUGGCAUACCCUUGUUCUCUCCGCCACCUAUCGAAACCAUAUUGUCCAUCAUUGAUGAUUACCGUGUUGAUCUCGAAAACUUCGAGGCCGAGGUUCAAGAAAGACACAACAAGAAGCAAGUUGAGGCCGAGGUGAGGGCUGAACAAGCAGAAGCGAGAGUUAAAGCGCUAGAAGAAGAGUUGAAGGCGUACAAGAACGCACAGAAGUAG
Messenger RNA from Psilocybe cubensis, 966 nucleotides. RefSeq lists its product as uncharacterized. The record is from RefSeq and is a predicted model, not a curated record. The transcript is spliced from 3 exons. Lineage: Eukaryota; Fungi; Basidiomycota; Agaricomycetes; Agaricales; Agrocybaceae. Bases 1 to 966 code for a protein of 321 amino acids.